Molecule: messenger RNA, 1193 nt
Organism: Tinamus guttatus (white-throated tinamou)
Lineage: Eukaryota; Metazoa; Chordata; Aves; Tinamiformes; Tinamidae
Source: RefSeq, a predicted model, not a curated record
AUGAACCUGAAGAAUUAUUUCAAACAGAAUAGGUUAAAGAACCUCAGGAAACUGUAUGUGCUGGUUACAUCGAGAUACGUUUCUGCCGUAAAGGGCGGCAAAGCCGCCCCGGGAGGCUCCCAGCUGCAGCUCUAUGCAGCCCCGCGGCCGCCCUGCUUCCUCGCGAAGCGGGCUGCAGCGCUGGGCCCCGGCGUGACCGAGGGCAGGGGAACCCGCAGGUGCGAGACCUGUGGUGAAGAGGAAGCCAAGUACCGAUGCCCACGAUGCAUGAAAUACUCCUGCAGUUUGUUGUGUGUAAAGAAGCAUAAGCUUACACUGAGCUGUAAUGGAGUCAGGGAUAAAACAGCAUUUGUUUCAGUAAAUGAAUUUACUGACUUGAACCUUCUAAGUGAUUACCGUUUCCUGGAAGAUGUAGGAAGGACAGCUGAUGCUGCUGCUCGAGAUGUUUCUGUGCACAGGCCAACAACAAAUAAAUUUAUAAAUUACUUGAGAAAUAGAGCUCGGAGGCAUAAUAUCAACCUGAAAACUCUUCCCAUUGGAUUUACAAAAAGAAAAGAAAAUUCAACCAUCUUCAAUAAGAAGGAGCAGAAGUUCUACUGGCAUUUGAAACUGGUGUUUCCUCACAGUCAUGCUGAAUACACGUUAAAAAGGGUGCCAGAGGAUAGAACACUCACUGAUAUCCUUAAGCCCUAUAUUGAUCCAGUGGAGUCAGAUCCUGUAGUUUGUCAAAGAUUAAAAAUCUAUACAAUGUCUCUUCACUCAGAUGUGCAAAUUUUAAUGAAAAUAGAAAACAGAAGACAGAACUCCACCAGGUACCAUGAACUGGAUGCCAGUAAAAGCCUGCUAGACAAUUUGAAAGACAAAGUAAUAAUUGAGUACCCAACUCUAUUUGUGGUCUUGAAAACACUGAAGAAUGACAUGGUGGUUCUUGGCCAAGAUGACAGUGGAUCUGCUGAGGACUCGAGCAGUGAAAGUUCAUCCCUUUCAUCUGAGGAAGAAGGGGAAAUUCGGGAGAGUUCAUGACAAUUCUUUGAGAGAAGAGGGUGGGAUGUGCCUUUCAUAUUCUUUUAUUUAAUUCCAUUUUUUAUGUAACUGAGUUCUUUGAGGUUCAGUUUGGAAUGCUUUACUAAAAAGAGCACUUCCAAAUUGCCUGUUCAAUUCUGGAUUUUGUAACUUAUAUUUAGAUGUGUAAA